Messenger RNA from Candoia aspera, 1575 nucleotides. It is a transcript of the gene AVPR2, whose product is annotated as arginine vasopressin receptor 2. Bases 1 to 1083 code for a protein of 360 amino acids. Gene Ontology annotation, biological process: cellular response to hormone stimulus; regulation of systemic arterial blood pressure by vasopressin; positive regulation of vasoconstriction. Lineage: Eukaryota; Metazoa; Chordata; Lepidosauria; Squamata; Candoiidae. The record is from RefSeq and is a predicted model, not a curated record. Gene Ontology annotation, cellular component: plasma membrane. The transcript has 3 exons. Gene Ontology annotation, molecular function: peptide binding; vasopressin receptor activity.
AUGUUCAAACUAUCGAACAGUGGCACUCAUUUCACAUGCCAGUCCUCUACGCUUCUGGAAUCUACCUCCAAUGUUUCCCUCCCUCCAUCCGAUGACCGCGACGAUGCUUUGGCCCAGGCUGAAAUUGCCAUUUUGGCUUCCAUCUUCCUGCUGGCCACUCUGAGCAAUGCCCUGGUGCUCGGAGCUCUGUUCCGCCAGGGUCAGCGGGCCAGCCCUAUGCAUCGAUUCAUCCAACACCUCUGCCUGGCUGAUAUGACGGUAGCCCUCUUCCAGGUGCUCCCUCAGCUCAUCUGGGACAUCACUGAUCGCUUCCAAGGGCCAGACAUCUUAUGCCGUGCCAUCACUUACUUGCAGGUGGUUGGCAUGUUUGCCUCAUCCUAUGUUAUUGUAGCCAUGACCUAUGACCGCCACCGUGCCAUUUGCCGGCCCAUGUUGGCUUUUCAGAGAGGCCCAACCUCACGGCAUCGACCUGUGCUAUUGGCAUGGACAGCAUCCUUGCUUCUCAGCCUGCCACAGCUUUUCAUCUUCUCCAAAACAGAACUGCCAAGUGGAGCCCAUGAGUGCUGGGCAACCUUUGCUGAACCCUGGGGAGCCCGGGCCUAUGUCACCUGGGUGACUCUGAUGGUCUUUCUCCUUCCCACCUUCUUCAUUGCCACCUGCCAAGGCAUGAUCUUCUGUGAGGUCCACCGCAGCCUACGUUUGGGGCCAGAAGCAGCCCUGGCUCGCAGGGGGAGCCAACGAGGGGCCUCCCCUAUAUCUGGUGCAGUAGCUAAGACUCUCAAGAUGACACUGGUCAUUGUGCUCACCUACAUAUUCUGCUGGGCUCCCUUCUUCCUAGUACAACUGUGGGCCGUUUGGGAUCCUCAGGCACCCACUGAGGGCCCAGCUUUCACCCUCCUGAUGCUGGUUGCCAGCCUCAACAGCUGCACAAACCCCUGGGUCUAUGCCACAUUCAGCAACAGCAUCUCAAAUGAACUGCGCCGAAUCUUCUGCCCCAGGUGGGCCCGUUGGCAAGCUGGGUCCCUGUAUGAAGACUCCACUGUCACAGCCAGCUUCUCACUGGGUCGAGACACUCUUUCCUGAGGCAGUAGCUUGCAGGCAGAAAUACAGGUGUGAAGGGCACUCCUGCAGAACAACUCUCUCAGCAACCAGCACAGCAGGCAGAAGGCUGCCUCUUAGUUCAGCAGAGAUACGCUUCUGCCCAGCAAUGCUAAAUAAACGGGACCGGUGUCAUUCAGGACUGCAGUACCAGCAGGACAAAGCUUCUGAACAGAUGGGGGGGGGGUGUCGGCCAAAGGGCUGAAUUCCCUCAGUGAUAAUCUGCUGCAGGGGCAACACUGGAGCAGGUUCCAAAAGGCACUGGGGAAACCAUUUCUUUUUCCAAUAUCCUAUUUCCUCUAUAAUGUUUUUGUUUGGCUUUGGGUUAACAUGAAGUUUGAAUCCUUGUAAACCUUGGAUUAUGGUUUAGCGUUAUGUGCAAAUCUGGCUACUGCUAUUUAAUUAGCAAUUCACAGCUUUAAAAAGAUUACCAUUGCCAAGUGUAAUGUGUAAAACCAGCCAGCAUUUUGUUUGAUG